Molecule: messenger RNA, 995 nt
Organism: Aplosporella prunicola CBS 121167
Lineage: Eukaryota; Fungi; Ascomycota; Dothideomycetes; Botryosphaeriales; Aplosporellaceae
Exons: 1
Coding region: 10-684 (224 amino acids)
Source: RefSeq, a predicted model, not a curated record
UCUUUCGCUAUGGACGGGGGUCUCGAUGCAUCCUGGCGCGCGGAUGACGACAAGUCCAGUGCUACUUCGAGUGACGAUGCAUCCUCAAAGUUCGACACGGAUUCUUUGCCGACUUACGGCACCUACAGCACACAGUUCCUCCAGACCAUCGUUGGCUUCCUCGUUCACAAUUUCCCGGUUGACUAUGAAUUUGACCCCUCUGCGCCGCACUUGCCCAGCAUGCCCCGUUUGCCCCCACUCCCAGAGUCGCGCCCUACGAGCCGGAACCCUCGCCUCAGCCAGAUCCGGUUUGGACAGGUACCCGAGCAAUCCGGCACUUCGCGCUACGUCAUCAGCCUGCUAUCGAGCAUCUUCCUCUCGCUUCCCUUCCCUAUUCUCAAGGCCCUGCUUGAGGAUUAUGUGCUCAGCAGCCGACUGAGUAGGGCGAGGAUCGCUCAGAUCGCACAGUCCGUAGUCGAAGAGCGCGAGAUCCGGCGCCGGAAGAUCUGGAAGAUCCAGAUGACGCACCCGAACGCAUUCGAGAGAGACGAUGCGCUGCGGCACAACCUGUUGUGGACGGAGCGCGUGGAGCGCGUGGAGCCCUCGCAGCAAGCCUUGGGCGGCUUCCGUUUGGCGCGCUCGCACCAAGGCAUUGAUACCCCUGCGUCGACUUUGUCGAACAAGAGCAGUGAGCGCGUCGGCUGAUGAUAACCUUUGCAACACACACACUCACACACACACGCACACCCAUGUCGAUGAUUUGCUGGCAUAUUUGAGGGGGAGAAAAAAAGGUUUGAUGGCAUCUGCAUAGCGAGCGGCAGGCGUCUAGGCACUUUUGCUUUUGUUUCGUCUCCACAUCAUCUUCGUUGACCGUUUUUCAUUUUUUGCUCUCUGGUCAAAAAGAGGGCCGCUCAGUAGUAGUAGCUUGGGUUUUUUUUUUUUUUUUUUUUUUUUUUUUUUUUUUUUUUUUUUUUUUUUUUUUUUUUUUUUUCUAUUUUUUCCCCUUUUUCUUCUUU